AGCGCAGGUUCCCAACAUGGCGGCCGCGUCUCUGCGCUGAAGUUUGUGUCCAUCGCUGGCUAAACAACAAAAGAAACCCCGCGAUGUAACGUCUCUUCGACGCGUGCAGUAUCUGGGAGUUUGAUUUGAACAGAGUACGAGUAAGACGUGAGGGAGGAAGCCAUGGUUAUUCAUGAUCGCGUUUUAUUUUGAAAGUUAAAACUUUUUUGUUGGUUAAAGCUAGCCUGUUAGCUGUAAAGGCAGUUUUUUUUUUUUUUUAGCGUCGCUUCAUACAGUUUCGCGGACGGAGCUGAAGUUUGAGUGAGGACGUGAACUCGAAAAGAGCGUGUCGUUUCGUUUCGUUGUGUUUUCUCGGACUGAGGGAAGAUGGCCCACUCACCGGUAGCUGUUCAAGUUCCCGGAAUGCAGAACCCUCGAGCAGAUCCCGAGGAGCUCUUCACUAAGCUGGAGCGCAUUGGGAAGGGGUCGUUCGGAGAAGUUUUCAAGGGCAUCGACCGCCGCACGCAGAAUGUGGUGGCUAUCAAAACCAUCGACUUGGAGGAGGCCGAGGACGAGAUCGAGGACAUCCAACAGGAGAUCACCGUACUGAGCCAGUGUGACAGUCCACAUGUCACCAAGUACUACGGCUCAUACCUGAAGGGCAGUAAGCUUUGGAUCAUAAUGGAGUAUCUCGGUGGAGGAUCAGCGCUGGAUCUGUUGCGGGCCGGGCCUUUUGACGAGUACCAGAUAGCCACGAUGCUGAAGGAGAUUCUGAAAGGCCUGGACUACCUGCACUCUGAAAAAAAGAUCCACAGGGACAUCAAAGCCGCCAACGUGCUCUUGUCAGAGUCUGGUGAGGUGAAGCUGGCGGAUUUUGGCGUGGCAGGGCAGCUCACGGACACACAGAUCAAAAGGGAGACGUUUGUGGGAACGCCUUUCUGGAUGGCCCCCGAGGUCAUUCAACAAUCUGCUUACGAUUCCAAGGCUGAUAUCUGGUCACUGGGCAUCACCGCUAUCGAGCUAGCCAAGGGAGAGCCGCCCAACUCGGACAUGCAUCCCAUGCGAGUUCUCUUUCAUAUCCCGAAGAACACACCCCCGACCCUCAACGGAGACUUCUCCAAGUCCUUCAAGGAGUUUGUGGACUCGUGUCUGAACAAAGACCCUACGUUUAGACCGACUGCAAAGGAGCUACUGAAGCACAAGUUCAUUGUAAAGAAUGCCAAGAAGAUGUCCUACCUCACUGAGCUGAUCGACAGGCUGAAGCGCUGGAAGGCUGAGGGUCACAGUGACGGAGAUUCUGACUCGGACUCUGACUCAGAGCCGAGCAGCAGAGACAGCGACUCAUCCCCCGAGUGGUCCUUCACCACUGUCCGCAAGAAGCCUGACAAACAGUCCAAUGGAAUGGUCCCUCUUGACCAAGCGGUACAGAAAAAGUCAGCCUGUCUGUCCACAGUUAUAAGUCCGGUGUUUACUGAGCUGAAGCUGCAGCACAGGGACGGGGACACGAGGAGGAGUGUGAUGGAAGAUCUGGAGAAGAGUCUGCAUGCUGCUGAGGAUGUCUGCCCUGGAAUCACAGACAAGAUGAUCAGUCACAUCCUAGAAAGAGUUCAGAGGUUCUCUGCCAGUUAGUUCAGAGUGGAAAUCAAACGCACAUCUGAUUAAGAAGCUGGACGACCAAACAGCUACAGGGCUUCUACAAUCUCAGCUCUUCCUGUUCACUGAACAUUAAUAUUCACACACACACACCCACACACACACACACACACACACACACACACACACACACACACACACACACACACAUGCAUGCCCUCUCCACACACAGGGACAGGAGGGACUCAGGUUGCACACACUAUCAUAACCAAAAAAGGAAUUUCCCUUUUCACGAAAGACAAAUAUAUAUUUGUGUAAUUGUAUUUAUAUAAUAUUUUGCCAUGUGCUUUUAUUUUAGAUUUUAGCUGGUGCCCAGUGAUGUGUUACUGUUAUUUUAGAUUAUUUUACAAUGACAGAUUGAGGCACAAAUAUGCUUAUAGGUUUUCUGCUGAGCAUUAGACUUGUCAGACAGACAUACAUACAUUUAUUUUAUAUAUAUAUAUAUAUAUAUAUAUAUAUAUAUAUAUAUAUAUAUAUAUAUAUAUAUAUAUAUAUAUAUAUAUAUAUAUAUAUAUAUAUAUAAUAUAAAAUGUAUGUAUGAAGUAUGUAGGUAUGUUGACCCUUUGCAGUACUUUAUUUUAUGCUUCUGUCAGUAAUAUUUAUGUUUGGGAGGUUGAACUUUUUAUUCCUUUUUUUAAAAUUAGAGUAGAAUUUCUGUUAUACACUCUACAUACUGUUACGUGUAGCAUUACAACUGCUGUAUGGGGAAAACCUUCAUAUCACGUUAAAGAAAACAUAGAAAUACCUCAGUUAAAGCAAUCCAUAGAAAGAAAGCAAAACAAAAAAAUACAACCUAGAUUUUAAUUUAUAUAUAUAUAUAUUGUGCUUUGUGCAAAUGACGUUAUGGGAGAGGAAUUUUGCUGUGCAAAAGAGGCUUCUGUUUCUGACACUUGAGAUCGGGGAUUAUAUUUCAUAAAAACAAAUUUAUUUCCUGAUCAUAAAUUGGCAGUUUUUUCUUUAUAUUUUCCUCCUCCACUUGCAAAUGUGGGCCUGUUGCUGACGUGACCCGUGUCGAUAAAUAUUUUGCCCCUUCUUUGUUUGUGAUGUCCACUUUUUGAAACAUCUUGCAGUUUGAGGGGUUUUUUUUUUUUUUGUAAUGAGAGCUAUAGGAGAUAAACUAUACUUCUGAAGGAAAUGCACUGCACACACUUUGUAUUGGGUGGGGAAAUCUUACACACAAACACACACAAACACACACACAAACACACACACACACACACACAUACUUCUGGUCCUUUCAAUAGAUCUGGAGGAGAGGGUGAACUUUUCUAGCCAGCAGAAGAAAGAAGACCUCCACUACAGUUUCAGUGCUGGAGAGAAUCGAGCUCCAUGUAAACAGCAGCAUAGGAAAUUCACACUUCUGAAAAUGGGAGCAUUUUGGGGAUAGUCUUAAUACUAUAGGCAUAAUAAUAUAGAAAGUUUCUGCCAAGCUUUUUAAAAUAAAUUUAAGGGUGCCAUCACUGGUAUGGUGGUGAGGUGAUCAGCACUUCAGUAGGCUUGGAGAAGUUAAUGCCAAAAUUGUGCCUAAACUUUACUUCUUUAUGUAUAUGUAAUUAUUAUUCUCUCUUUAUAAAGCUUUAAAGGAUUUCACAUGUUGCCAGACUGAGGUUUAAUAGCAAUAAGGUGUUUGGUAGAUUUUUAUUUUAUUUUAUAUAUAUAUUUCUUUAUAGAUGGGUAUGUUGAUCCCACACUAGGUUUUGUAAAUGUUCUCUUUUUGUAAAUGGUUUUUGAAAUUGCUCCACAGGUAUCUGUCAAAGCUGUAUCAUAUAUGUGUAUAAAUAUAUCUAUAGGCCCCCCUUUUUUUUUUUUUUAUUUUUUUUUUUUUUUGCUUUAACUGUUACAAACUGGUAUGGUUUGACAAAUAAAGAUGUAAAUUAUGACACUGCAGAGGCA
This is a messenger RNA of Ictalurus punctatus (channel catfish), 3525 nucleotides long. RefSeq names its product serine/threonine protein kinase 26 (gene stk26). Lineage: Eukaryota; Metazoa; Chordata; Actinopteri; Siluriformes; Ictaluridae. The record is from RefSeq and is a predicted model, not a curated record. Gene Ontology annotation, molecular function: protein kinase activity; ATP binding. Gene Ontology annotation, biological process: protein phosphorylation. Bases 367 to 1608 code for a protein of 413 amino acids. The transcript has 11 exons.